AUGUCAAACAUUCCAAAGGAGGAGCCAUGCCUCCAUCUGGAGAACGACACAGAGGCGCCGAUGGCAAACGUUGAAGCUCCAUUGCCCUUCAGCCCCGAGGCUGAGAAGCGACUCGUCCGAAAGCUCGACAGAACCAUCCUCCCGUGGAUAAUGCUCCUCUACCUCCUCUCCUAUAUCGACAGGAGCAAUAUGGGCAAUGCUCGCAAUAUUGGCCUCGAGGAAGACAUCGGCCUUAGCAGCGUCCAGUACCAGAUCGCUUCAGCCUCCUUCUACAUCGGGACCGUUCUUUUUGGAACUAUCGGAGGUCUAAUGCUUAAAGUCGUCAAGCCCUCCACAUGGCUAGGCAUAUGUGCUAUUGGCUGGGGAGCUGUGAGCACCCUGCAAGCUACAUGUACCAAUCCCGGUGGACUUAUCGCGGUGCGCUUCUUUCUUGGCGUUUUCGAAGCGUCCUUUGCUCCCGGAUGUGCUCUUUAUCUCAGCUUCUGGUACCUCAAGUCGGAGCUAUCACUGCGGAUCGCAGCCUACGCAGGCAUGAGCGCACUGAGCGGCGUCCUGUCGGGUAUUAUUGCCUACGGUGUUGGGCGUGCCAAUGACAUGGCUAUCACUUCCUGGCAAGCCCUGUUUAUUGUCGAGGGUAUCCCCACCGUUGCUGUCGGAGUUGCUACCUUUUGGAUGCUUCCUAGUCGGCCAGAGUCUGGGAAGUCUUUCUGGUUCACUGAAAAGGAGCAUCAGAUCAUUCUGAGUCGACGAAGCCGAUUCACCAAGAACGCGGAUACGGGCAUCAGCAUGGCUCAAGUCAAGGCAGCCUUCCUCGACUACCGCCUCUACCUCUUCUGCAUUAUGUAUUCAGGACUGUCCAUGUCCCUUGCCGUCACCGCCGUCUUCCUACCUACAAUUGUCAAAGACUUGGGCUAUCACUCUGUGUAUGCGAACCUGAUGACAGCUCCCAUCUACGCUGUCGCUUAUGUCACUUUGCUCGCGACAGCGACAUUGUCCGACAAAUUUCGGGUCAGAGGUAUUCCGAUUACCAUUGGAGGCUUGAUUGCUGGUGUUGGGUAUAUCUGCCUUGGACUCUUGAAAGACGACACGGCGCGAUAUAUAACAUGUUUCCUCGCAGUCACCGGAACUUACAUGGCCUUCCCUAUCGUCCUUACCUGGAUUACUUCGACCUUCGCCGGAGACACUAAGGCAGGCGUCGGCCUUGGUAUUGUUAUCGCUGUAACGCAUGCUGUUGGGGUUGCUGCGUCCAACAUCUACCCCAAAUCUGACGCGCCGUAUUAUCUCAUGGGCAAUGCUGUGUCAAGUGCUCUUGUGUUUCUGACGGCCUUGAGCGCUGUGAGCAUGAGCGUAAUGCUGUACCAGGAGAAUCGUAGGCGCGAUCGGCGGUUUGGCAGGCCUGAAGUCGGGCUAUCUAUCGACAUGGGAGGUGAUGCGGACAAGGCCCAGGAUUAUCGCUAUGAGAUUUAA
Molecule: messenger RNA, 1467 nt
Organism: Fusarium keratoplasticum
Lineage: Eukaryota; Fungi; Ascomycota; Sordariomycetes; Hypocreales; Nectriaceae
Exons: 3
Coding region: 1-1467 (488 amino acids)
Biological process (GO): transmembrane transport
Cellular component (GO): membrane
Molecular function (GO): transmembrane transporter activity
Source: RefSeq, a predicted model, not a curated record